AUGAGACUCGCCCACCUCCACCUCCCACACACAACGCCCUUCAAACGGGUCUCCGAGCUCCAACAAGCCCUGACAACGCGCUUCCUCGCAUACAAGAAACUCGCUUCUCCAGGUUCAAUAUCCUCACAAAACACAACCUCAACCCUGAAAUCACACCCACCACCACCACCGGACCCGACAAUCAUAACGUUCACCCCAAACCCGGUCUACACCACCGGCCGCCGUGACCUCCCACCUUCAAAUACCUGUGCCUCCCCAGUCCUCUCCCUCCCGCCGGCCCUCGAACCAAUCCGGUCUCUUUUAACACCUGGUCUCGGUACAAAAGCGGAGUACGUUCCGACGCUGCGCGGGGGUCAAACGACGUACCAUGGACCAGGGCAAAUGGUAGCAUACACAAUCCUGGAUUUAAAAAGACUUGGAUUGACGCCACGGUGUCAUAUUCGGGUUUUGGAAAACAGUGUUAUUGAUCUGUUGAAGAGAUACGGGGUGAAGGGCUUUGUGACUGAGGACCCGGGGGUCUGGGUGAAUGAUGGCGAGGCGAAGAAGAUUACCGCGGUGGGGGUGCAUUUGAGGAGGAAUAUUAGCAGUUUUGGAGUUGGAUUGAAUGUUACGAAUGAGCCUCUGUGGUUCUUUAGACAGAUUGUCGCGUGCGGGUUGGAGGGGAAGGAGGCGACUAGUCUUGAGGGAGUUGGUGUUUCCGUUGGUAUUGAUGAAGUUGCGAGUGGCUUUACUGAGUGUUUUGUUAAGCGGGUGAAUGAGGACUUUGCUUGUGAUGGGGCGUCUGGAGAGAAGAUUGAGGAGGUGUAUUCUGUUCGGGAAGAGGAUCUUAUGCUACAAGGUAUCUAG
Penicillium atrosanguineum is the source of this 846-nucleotide messenger RNA. RefSeq names its product lipoyl(octanoyl) transferase LIP2. The transcript has a single exon. Gene Ontology annotation, molecular function: lipoyl(octanoyl) transferase activity. Gene Ontology annotation, biological process: protein lipoylation. Lineage: Eukaryota; Fungi; Ascomycota; Eurotiomycetes; Eurotiales; Aspergillaceae. Gene Ontology annotation, cellular component: mitochondrion. The record is from RefSeq and is a predicted model, not a curated record. The coding region runs from base 1 to 846 and encodes 281 amino acids.